This is a messenger RNA of Triticum aestivum (bread wheat), 1993 nucleotides long. RefSeq names its product putative FBD-associated F-box protein At5g56440. The record is from RefSeq and is a predicted model, not a curated record. The transcript is spliced from 2 exons. Gene Ontology annotation, molecular function: protein binding. The coding region runs from base 286 to 1860 and encodes 524 amino acids. NCBI's taxonomy places the organism in Eukaryota, Viridiplantae, Streptophyta, Magnoliopsida, Poales, Poaceae.
UUCAGUGGAGAUCUAGAUGCUCUGAAUUGAGUCGAGAUUACAAGAAUGAAUGAACAUGGUGUCCGAGGCUGCCGAUCGGGCAGGAGGUCCAACUCGCCGCACAGCUCAUGCCGCUUCGUAGAUCGAUGAUGGCAACCAACAGAACCCUACCUAAACACGAAGAGGCAGCUAUCAAAUCCGACCCGAUCUCAGAGGCACCCAUCAUACCAGAGUCGGACGCUUCUCAAGGCCGCCUCCCGCCCUGGAUCUCAUCACCCUCGACACAAGGGCAACUCCACCACGGCCAUGGAGGAGGAAGCCCCCAAGAGCCCUACAUCCGUUGGAGCCGGCGACCAGCAAGUACCGCCUGGGGCCGGCGGCGGCGAGGAGCAUGGAGGCCUCGACGACCUAGACCUCAUGAGCCACCUCCCCGACGAGGUACUCGGCACCGUCAUCUCCCUCCUCCCCACCAGGGACGGCGCGCGCACGCAGCUCCUCUCGCGCCGGUGGCGUCCCCUCUGGCUCUCGUCCAAUGCGCCGCUCAACCUUGGCGCUGACUUCGCCCUCCGUGGGGAGGAGUGCACCCUCUGCGGUGCCACCCACGAGUGCAUGCACAAGCGCAUCGCCUUCGUCUCCAAGAUCCUCUCCGACCACCCAGGCCCGACCCGACGCUUUGCGCUCCACCUCGUAUACUGGCCCAACAUCCCGGGCGUUGUCGAUGGCUGGUUCCGCUCCAGGUCCCUCUCCGGCCUCCAGGACCUCGAGGUCGCCAACAAACGGAGCGGCUAUGUGCUGCUGCCGUCGCACGCGCUGAUCCGCUUCGCUCCCACGCUUUGCCUGCUCAGCCUCAGCCAGUGCCAAUUUCCCGACCUGGGGGCACCACCGAGUUUUCCGCACCUUAAAGAGCUUAUCAUGUACGAUGUCGGUAUCUCGGAGGACUCUUUCAAAACCUUCAUCUCCGGGUGCUCUGUUUUGCAAAGUGUUUCACUGCACAACAUGGAAUGUGGUCGCGUUUGCAUCAACUCGCCGACUAUCAGGAGCAUCAGCUUCUACGGCCGUUGGAGAAGUGUCAUCACAUUUCAGGAGCUGGUCAUUGAGGACGCCCCUUCCCUUGAGAGGUUGGUACCACUUGAUCCAGACUGUGGUCCAGCGACCAUCCGCAUAAUCCAGGCACCUAAACUGAAGAUACUUGGUUUGUUAUCUGGAGGCAUAUCCACACUCCGCAUUGGAACCACGGUUUUUCAGGUUAGCUGCAAGCACAAACGGGCGUGUCAUUCGCCGUUUUCUACAUGCAUGGUAUUAUUCUCAUAUCACACUUGUUGUCCUUUUCUCCAGAAAAUGGUUGCCGUCAGCUUGAUAACCAAAAUGCACACUGUUAAGAUUUUACUUCUUGACUCUAUUGGUCCUAAUCUGGACUCAGUUGUUAACUUCCUCAAGUGCUUCCCUUGCUUGGAGAAGUUGUAUGUCAUUGUUUCACAUCCAGAAAGGGAUUCUUUUUUCUAUCCGGAGUUGCAUUCAGAAAAGGAUAUUAACAAUGUGCGGGAGUAUGACCCACUUGAUCCAAUUGAAUGCCUUGAACUCAAUCUAAAAAAGGUGGUGUUGAAGAAUUAUGAUGGUAUCAAGAGGGCAAUAAUUAAUUUUGCCAAGUUCUUUAUUUUGAAUGCCAAAGUGCUGGAGGAAAUGGAAAUCGGAGUCCUCGGCCACGGCAAUGACAAACGGAUGCAGUAUCUACAUGAAGAGCUACAGGUGGAGAAUAGAGCUUCUCAAGAUGCACAAAUUGAACUAAAGAGGGAUGUACGACAAGAUUUCAAACACCAUAGGCACACCCAUGAUUUUUCGGUGGCGGACCCUUUUGAUAGGCCCUGUGGACGGUUGCUAUAGAUGUUCUAGAUAGCCUUUCGGGAGAUUGUGUCACCAACUGCCCUUGUUUGUCUGUCUAAUGUAAUAAUGUUAUCUCACCCCUUGUGACGAACUGCAAACUGAUCUACUUCAUUCAGCAAUGGAAUGCUUUUGU